CUCCCUCUAUGUGGGAGCCUAAGCUAGCACCUUACAUACCCAGGUAUCCUUCCUUCAAACCUGAAAGACAAAAGUCAGUAAAUACCUAUGUGCCUAGGUAGGUUACCUAAUUAUCAACUUGACCUUCAAAUCAUCAGUCUAUACACAUGAAAGAAAUGGCGCAAUGCAAAACUUGCGCUGCCUUAACGGUAGAAGAUUUAAGAAGUUGUUCGAUCUUUUUCCACCCUAAUCUACGAUCCCUCCGGGACUCUGCGGCCGCCGGCUGUGACUUAUGUAUGUUAUGUUGGAUAGCCAUCCAGAAGAACAACACAGCAGAUGAUAUCAAGGCCGUUUUGGAUGGCAAAUUAACGAGUAUCCACGACAACGCAGGGCAACCGUUGCCCGAUGAGAGGGUUUGGCUCACCGGACUGUUCACGGAUGUAUUUCGCAACCCGAAAGGGAAGGAAACAGCUAGCGCAGCUUAUGCCGCUCGCGAGAAUGAAUCCAAUGGUAGUGAGAUUUGGGUAGACUGUGGAAGUAAAGAAGAUGCGGAAAAAAGCUUCGGGAAGCAUAUGUUGAGCGGCACAUUAAACGUAUUUGCCGAUCCAGGAACACCUGCCGCGUCUCGCCUUACUGAACGCCUUUUCACUGAACACAGAAAUAUAAACGGGGACAUCAACUUUGCCCGCUCUCUCAUGACUAAGUGCCAGGGAGGACAUCCUGAAUGCAGAGCUACAGACUCGGAAGAAGUACCUGUGAUGCCUACGCGGGUUAUAGACAUUGGUCUCUCUCCCGGCUCUAUGAAAUUAGUGCAGACUUCUCAGGAGACGCUACGUGAGCCAUACAUAGCGCUAUCCUACUGCUGGGGACAAGGGGCGAAAGAUGCUACGGAUUUGAACGACGAUAAUAUCUUCUUUCUCAUGGAAUAUAUUGACGAAGAUAAUCUAACCCUAACGCACAAAGACUGCAUCGCUAUUGCCCGCCAGUUAGGCAUACGCUACCUUUGGAUUGACUCACUAUGCAUCAUUCAGAGGAACCGGGCAGACUGGGAGUACGAGUCCAAAAGAAUGGCAGAGGUGUACGGCAACGCAGCUCUUACUAUCAUCGCUGGGCGUGCGGCGGACAGCCGUAACGGUUUCAUGAUUAACAAAGUCGAACAAGCAAUGCCACCCUGCCCGUUAUCAUUUGGUAAGAACAUGGGUAACGUCUACCUUAGUCUGCCCCGUUCGAAAAUAGAAGGCCCUGUCAGCACACGAGGGUGGUGCUUCCAAGAAAAGGUCCUUAGCAGACGGGCACUCAUCUACGCGACGGAGCAAGUCUCCUUCUCCUGCCAGCGGUCCCAACUAUGGGAAGAUGGCAGGCUAACAAUGCAUGAUCCAUCUCAUCUACGAAUAGGAUCAUUCCCAGACGCGCCAGAACUUACUAACAUGAGCUCUAAUGUGAAGCAACGCGAACUAAAACAGUCACGGACCAGAAUGCUCCGUUUAUGGUAUCAGAAGAUUCUGCCGGACUACACGCUACGACAAUUGACAGAGCCUUCUGACAUAUUCGCUGCAUGCAGCAGUAUCUCGCAGUUGGCACGAAAGACGAUUAGAUCUAGAUACCUUGCCGGCAUAUGGGAGGCAGACAUGGUACGUGGCUUAUUAUGGUGCACUGCUUAUUCGAUCAAGGGGAAUCUUAAGACGAUUCGCUGGCCUAAAUCUACAAGGCCAGUCGACAGAGAUGGAAAGAAGGUAGUUCGAGCGCCAACGUGGUCUUGGGCAGCCAUCCAAGGCCAAAUACACACUCGCGCAGAGUAUCUGCGAAAAGACGAGUUCUUCCAAGACCUCGAUAACGUCCUCAUACGGCCUUUACCUACAUCUACACAAUCAUGUCCGCCUGACGAUACCCGAAUGAAAAGCACAACACCGGACUAUACUCCGAGAUGGACCCUUCUCCCAGACCCCAAAUGCGAUGCCGACAUCCUCCAUAUGAAAACUUGCGAACUGGCUUUCCUUGGCCGCCCAAAACAUGUCCGCUGUAGUAUUCCCUCCCAACCCGAAUUGUCCUCCUUUCCGAGCCUCGGCUGGCCGCCACGUCGCCGAGCCCUCACUGAGAAUGGAUUCCUAGCGGUUCUCCAGCCUGCUGGUACAGAACACGCCUCGCUGAAAGAGCUUAACCUACCUUCUGCCGAAAUCUUCGCUCUUGCAUGCUUUGAUGUAGCUGAGGAUAACAUAGGGGCUCAGGACUGCUGGUUCCUGCCUAUCCUGAAGGAUAGACGCGAAGGGCUGUUGCUAAAAAAGGACCCGUCGGGGAUGUUCCGGCGCCUGGGUAUUGUAACGUUGGUGAAGGAGCAGUUUCGACCAUGGCUGAUCUCGGGCGCCGAGGAGGAAGUACAUCUAAUCUGACAGGAUAUCACUACCGCUACCUAACUUACCCCCCAAAACGUGGCAAAGCCAUAGGAAGCCCAAGAAUAUGAGACUUCUACACAGUUUAUGCUGAGAUACUCCUAGGUAUGGGUGAUGGCCAUUUCAGGAGUUAGCAUGGCAGAUUGGUCAGGCGGUGAUCGAGUGCUUACCUGGCUUAAGCAGGCGUUU
Messenger RNA from Hypoxylon fragiforme, 2555 nucleotides. RefSeq names its product HET-domain-containing protein. The record is from RefSeq and is a predicted model, not a curated record. Lineage: Eukaryota; Fungi; Ascomycota; Sordariomycetes; Xylariales; Hypoxylaceae. The transcript has 4 exons. The coding region runs from base 147 to 2366 and encodes 739 amino acids.